Messenger RNA from Ornithodoros turicata, 1669 nucleotides. Its product is annotated as protein lifeguard 2-like. The transcript is spliced from 12 exons. Gene Ontology annotation, cellular component: endoplasmic reticulum; Golgi apparatus. The record is from RefSeq and is a predicted model, not a curated record. The coding region runs from base 115 to 1161 and encodes 348 amino acids. Gene Ontology annotation, biological process: negative regulation of apoptotic signaling pathway. NCBI's taxonomy places the organism in Eukaryota, Metazoa, Arthropoda, Arachnida, Ixodida, Argasidae.
GCGUUAUGUCGCACACUAGCGCCAUUAUUUUCGAAGCGGGGAGUCUCGCCAUCGUUUCCGCACUGGCUGGACUUGCACACCAUUGUACUUAUCUGGCUCUACACUGUGGCAAGCAUGACAGACAAAGCUCCACAAGGCGUACCGGCGCAGCUGCCUUACCCGAUUCAGCUGUCACCUCCACCAGCUUACGGAGCACAGCCAGGUUUCGCACCGCAACCAGGUUUUGCUCCGGCGCAUGCCUUCCAGCCAGGUGCAGUUCCGCUGUGCCCCAUGAACGAAAUUGGUGUAGCUUCCAAUGACAGAACAUCGCAAAACAUAAGUGGCCCUCCACCCCAUGUUGGGUUUGCACCCAGUGCAGUUCCCAUGCAGCCCCCUCCAUAUGCAAACCCAGUUGGUCCAAAGUAUGGCCACCAAGGUGGGGAUUCGUAUGACGGGAAUACAGCGUCGUUCUCGAUCCAGGGCGAUGGUGACUGUGAGCCAGUACUUGAGCAGUUUGAAAAGUUCUCCGACAAGUCUGUUCGUCAAGCUUUCGUUAGAAAGGUUUAUGCCAUAUUGAUGAUCCAGCUUGCUAUCACAGUAGCAUUUGUGGCUCUGUUCAUAUACGAACCUCAUGUGAAGCGUUUCGUCCAGACAACUCCAGAGGCCUACAUUGCUGCAUAUGUCAGCUUCCUGGUGGUCUACUUUGUUCUUGUCUGUGCCGAAGGAUUGAGGCGAACGUACCCCACUAACAUUAUCCUCUUGUUUUUAUUCACCUUGGUGAUGUCCUACUUGGUGGGAACCAUUUCGAGCUUUCACAGCACAGACGCCGUGCUGAUGGCAGGGGGUAUCUGCGCAAGCUGUUGUCUGGUUAUAUCCCUGUUCUCCUGCUAUUCCAAGUUUGACUUCACGACCUGUGGUGGCUUCCUUUUCGUGGGCCUGUGGGUGCUCAUCCUCUUUGGCAUACUCACCAUCUUCACUUACAACAGGAUCGUGAACACAAUCUAUGCUGCUCUUGGUGCUCUGCUGUUUAUGGCGUUUCUGGCUUUUGACACACAAAGAAUCAUGGGUGGAAGAAAGGUUGAGCUGAGCCCAGAAGAACAUAUCUUUGCUGCCCUGCAGUUGUACAUGGAUAUUGUUCAGUUGUUCCUUCUGCUGUUGCGGCUUUUCGGCAGCCGUCGGUAGAGGCCAUGUGGAAAGAUGCUUGUGUUGGGUAAUGAAUGAGCAGACAAUGGAAUAAAAGCAGAAUUUGUAGGUAUGUUUUACUGUUUGUACAGGCCUGGGCAGUGUUUGCUCGUUUGGUAAAUACAUGUUGGAUUGAAAAAACAGUUUGUAAAUAGUUAUGUAUGUGUUACUGUUUUUGUUUCUCCUUCCAGUAUUAUCUUCUUUGGACACCCAAUAUGUAAGAUGGUUCAUAGUGGAAAUUGGAGUGCACUUUGUUCAGGUUUUCGUAUGGGAGCAAUUCUAAGAAGGUGCUCAUAGCCCUGCAGAGUUAGACAAAGGGUGCUGCUCUUUGCUUUCUUUGUAUGUAUAGUUAGUUUUGAGAUGAGCAAAGCAAAGCAUCUUUCAAUCCUUACUUGUUAGUGGCUAAAGUUUGAUGUAAUCUAGUAUGUAAAACCAUUGUAAUUUGACUAGAAUGCAUGCAGGCUUGCUGUAAACAAGCUUUGUUUAUAGAAUAAAGCAUACGAUUACA